UUAGGUCACACUGAAAAUUAUAGAGCAACUCAGUAAGAAAGAUUUGUUUGGCAAUGGCGAUGAGUAAAAUUUCUCUGCGGAAAUGCAAUGGUAUUCUCUCUAUCUCUUCCUUUCAUAUCUCCUAUUCUUAUUUUUCUUCAUAUUCACGCAGUAGUAAAGUAAAGGGUAGAGUUGUGUUAAAUUUUGAGAAACUCAAGUGUUUAGAUGAUGCUGUUACUCUAUUCCAUCAAAUGGUUAGAAUGAAGCCUCUUCCUUCAGUUGUCGACUUCUCUAAAUUGUUUAAGACUAUGACAAGUAUGAAGCAUUACUCAGCUGUCCUUUCUCUUUUCCGACAAAUGCGGAAAUUGGGCAUUCCAAUUGAUGGAUUCAUCUUGAAUAGUGUGAUUAAUAGUUAUUGCCUGAUGCAUCGUGCUGCUUUUGGAUUUUCGGUGUUAUCUAUUUACUUGAAGAAUGGCAUUCCGUUUAAUAAUGUUACCUUUACAACUCUAAUAAGGGGAAUCUUUGCUGAAAAUAAGGUUAAAGAUGCUGUUGAAUUGUUCAAAAAAUUGGUGAGAGAGAAGAUUUGUGAGCCCGAUAAAAUCAUGUAUGCAACAGUAAUGAAUGGACUCAGCAAAAGGGGUCAUACUCAGAAGACUUUAAGUUUGCUCCGGUUAAUGGAACAAGGUAACACUCAGCCCGACAUAUAUAUCUACAACAUUGUUAUAGAUGCUCUUUGCAAAGAUGGAAACUUAGAUGUUGCUAUCAACAUUCUGAACGAGAUGAAGCAGAAAGGCAUUCAUCCAGACAUAUUAACGUAUAAUUCAUUGAUUGAUGGUUUGUGUAAGCUCGGUCAGUGGGAAAAGGUUAAAACUUUGUUCUCAGAGAUGGUGAACCUUAAUAUGUAUCCAGAUGUGCACACCUUCACCAUACUAACAGAUGGACUAUGCAAAGAAGGGAAAGUUGACGAUGCCGAGGAAGUAAUGAAACACAUGGUUGAAAAGGGUGUCGAGCCUAAUGUAAUCACCUACAAUGUGAUAAUGGAUGGAUAUUGUUUGCGUGGUCAACUGGAUAGAGCUAGGAGAAUUUUUGAUAUCUUGAUAGAUAAGGGCAUUGAGCCUGAUAUUUUUAGCUAUAACAUACUAAUAAAUGGAUACUGUAAGAAAAAGAAACUCUCCAAGGCCAUGCAGGUGUUUCGUGAAAUUUCAAAAAAGGGAUCAAAGCCUAAUAUUGUUACCUACAAUACUAUCUUGCAAGGCCUGUUUGAAGUUGGAAGAAUUGGUGUUGCAAAACAAUUGUUUGUUGAGAUGGUAUCUACUGGGCCAGUACCUAACUUAUCCAUUUAUCACACUUUGCUUGAUGGUUAUUUUAAGUACGGACUUGUUGAAGAAGCUAUGUCACUCUUUAAUAAGUUGGAAGGAAAGAAAGAAAAUAUUGAUAUUACAUCUUACAAUAUUAUCAUUAAUGGAUUGUGUAAAAACGGUGAACUCGAUAAAGCUCAUGCUAUUUUUCAGAAGCUUUCUUCAAUAGGAUUGCUUCCGGAUGUGAGAAUAUACACUACAAUGAUAACUGGAUUUUGUCUACAAGGGUUGUUAGAUGAAGCUAAAGAUAUGCUUAGAAAAAUGGAGAGGAACAAUUGUCUUCCAGACAAUGUCACUUACAAUGUUAUCGUGCAAGGAUAUCUUAGGUGCAGGAAAAUAAAUGAAAUGGUAACUUUUAUGAAGGAAAUGACUGGAAGGGGCUUCUCAUUUGACACAACUACAGCUGAGUUACUAGUAAAUGCUAUUAGUGAGAAUCCUUCCAUUGUUGACAUGUUACCAGAGCUUCAUGCGGAAAUCAAGAAGUGAAAAAUUGUUCACUUGGUUUGUUCGGCUGCACUAUGGCUGUGAUACAAUUUCCUUUCUAUCCUUGCAAAAGAGUUUACAUCCAAUGCAAUUGCAGAAGUUGAUGGCAAUUAGAGCGUUGCUUGAGGUUUCUAGGCAGACCUACUCAGGAGGUAACCACAUUUUGUUGUUGAUCAGACCGGUAAGAUACAGAUGGUGUCUACUGGAGAUGUUGUCCGUGCUGUUGCAAGUGAGCGUUGGGAUAAGUUGAACCGUUUCAAUGCUUACAUACAAGGAGGUUACUAGAUGAUGAUGGCAAGCAUGGAACUUGAAAAGCGUGAAUGUAUGAGCUCAAUUAGGGUAACAAAUGGGUGAAUUGAAUCAGAUCGGAUUUGGAUGGAUUGAGUUAAAAUGGAUUGGAUCACAAUCACUUGAGCCCACCUUAGGCUAACGCCACCUUGGGGUGUUUGAGGUGGCAUGCCACGCGGCACCCACAAAUUAUGACAUAAGCUCAAUCACUUGGGCCGACCUUAGGUAGACAUCACCUUGGGCUUGGGGUGUUGAGGUGGCAUACCACUUGGCCUUCACCUGUGAACUAGAGCCAUAUAAAUAUGAAUGAAAAUCCAAACUAUAGUCUCUCAACUUUUGGAUAAGUUGCUAUGCUUCCAAUGAAACUGUUUGAUUAGUUUCCAUCAAUAUAGCUAUGACAUAUAUUCAUUGCAUUUAGUUUUUUUAUAUUUUAUUUGCAAGCUUUAGUUA
This is a messenger RNA of Solanum stenotomum, 2558 nucleotides long. Its product is annotated as putative pentatricopeptide repeat-containing protein At1g12700, mitochondrial. Bases 54 to 1823 code for a protein of 589 amino acids. Gene Ontology annotation, molecular function: protein binding. Lineage: Eukaryota; Viridiplantae; Streptophyta; Magnoliopsida; Solanales; Solanaceae. The transcript is spliced from 2 exons. The record is from RefSeq and is a predicted model, not a curated record.